Molecule: messenger RNA, 3115 nt
Organism: Arachis stenosperma
Lineage: Eukaryota; Viridiplantae; Streptophyta; Magnoliopsida; Fabales; Fabaceae
Product: protein EIN4
Exons: 3
Coding region: 491-2782 (763 amino acids)
Biological process (GO): response to ethylene; phosphorelay signal transduction system
Cellular component (GO): endoplasmic reticulum membrane; endoplasmic reticulum
Molecular function (GO): protein binding; ethylene binding; phosphorelay sensor kinase activity
Source: RefSeq, a predicted model, not a curated record
CUUCCAACUUCUACACACAAACGCCUGUCCUGUGUUCUCUCUCUUUUCUCCUGUCUCUCUCUGUUUUUCAACAUUUGCUUUCUGAAGCGGUAAGAGAGACACGGAGACGCAGACACGCUCUAUCAUAUCAACUGAACAAAUCACGUGUAACUCUAUUUAUGAUCAUGCUGUUUAGAACUGCUCCUUUCAGUUUCAAGUUUCUAUUUUUCUUCAACUUUAGGAAACCCAACUUAGUACUGUAACUAUAUCUCUUUCUUUUUUAUUAUUAUUGUUGUUAUUUAAUAUAUUUUCACUUUUCUAGCUUAUAGAUUCCUUUGAUUUGUUGUUAUGAUUUGGUGUGGUGUCGGUUCUUCUUUCACCUGUAUCUAAUCAAAGGGAGCCAUCACUGUGGGAAGGACUCUGAAGUAUAAUAGGUCAACAUCUACCUUGUGCACUGUGUGAAAUUCAUGGAUGGUUUUGGUUUUGGGAACUUUUGACUUGACCUUUUACCAUGGAAAGAGGAGUGUGUCCUAUCCUGUUGUUGGUGCUGGUUUUUUCUCUUGUGCUCUCUGUUUAUGCUAUGGAUGUUGAGUUUGGACCCUGCAAUAAUUGUGAUGAUGAGGAAGGGAUUUGGACCAUCCAGAGCAUCCUGGUUUGCCAAAAAGUCAGUGACUUCUUCAUUGCCAUUGCAUAUUUUUCCAUACCCCUUGAGCUACUUUACUUCAUUAGCUACUCCAAUGUCCCAUUCAAAUUGGUCUUCCUUCAGUUCAUUGCCUUCAUUGUUCUCUGUGGAUUGACACAUUUGCUCAAUGCCUACACCUAUUAUGGCUCUCCCUCCUUCCAGCUUUUGAUCUCUCUCACCGUUGCGAAAUUCCUUACUGCUCUUGUGUCCUGUGCUACUGCAAUCACCUUUCCUACUCUCAUUCCCCUUCUUCUCAAGAUCAAAGUGAGAGAGCUUUUCUUGAGGCAGAAUGUGUUGGAACUGGGCCAAGAGGUUGGGAUGAUGAAGAAACAGAAGGAAGCGAGCUGGCAUGUUCGAAUGCUGACUCGGGAAAUUAGGAAGUCUCUGGAUAAGCACACUAUCUUGUAUUCCACCCUUGUUGAGCUUUCCAAGGCCUUGGAUCUGCAUAACUGUGCUGUGUGGAUGCCCGACAAUGACAGGCGAGAGAUGCAUUUGACCCAUGAAUUGAAACCGAGUUCGGCUAAUAAAUUAAAAAUUUCUAUUCUUAUAAGUGAUCCAGAUGUGUUGGAGAUAAGAAAGAGUAAGGGUGUGCAGAUUUUGAGGCCUGAUUCUGCAUUGGGAGCUGCUAGUGGUGGUGAAUCUGGGGAGUCGGGUUCUGUAGCAGCUAUCCGCAUGCCGAUACUUCAUGUUUCCAAUUUCAAAGGAGGGACACCGGAAAUGGUUGAUACAUCUUAUGCUAUAUUGGUUUUGGUUCUCCCAAAUUUAAACUCAAGGGCUUGGAACCCCCAUGAGAUGGAUAUAGUAGAAGUAGUUGCUGAUCAGGUUGCUGUAGCCUUGUCUCAUGCAUCUGUUCUUGAAGAGUCUCAGCUGAUGAGGCAGAAACUUGCAGAGCAAAACCGAGCGCUGCAACAGGCUCAAAAGAAUGCAAUGAUGGCCAGCCAGGCAAGGAGCUCAUUUCAGAAAGUCAUGAGUAAUGGAAUGCGAAGGCCUAUGCAUUCAAUCCUUGGCUUGCUUUCAAUAUUUCAAGAGGACAAUCUAAGACCUGAACAGAAGAUUAUUAUUGACACAAUGUUGAGAGUUAGCAAUGCACUUUCCAGUUUGAUUAGUGAUGUAAUGGAGAUUUCGGCAAAUGACAAAGGAAGCUUUCGGUUAGAGAUGAAACCUUUCGAUCUGCAUUCCAUGAUGAGGGAAGUUUCUUGCAUUGCUAAGUGUUUGUGUGUACAUAAAGGCUUUGGUCUUGAAAUUGAUGUCCACAAGGGUUUACCAGGGUUGGUUAUAGGUGAUGAGGCAAGGUCUUUCCAAGUAAUUUUGCACUUGAUAGGUUAUCUGUUGAACAUGUAUGACAAAGGGACUCUCAUUUUUCGAGCAUUUCCUGAAAAUGAGAGUGGAAAUAAGGAUGAUAAAGGUCUUGGAAUAUGGAGAUCAAGUGUGCAACAUGACUAUGUAUAUGUAAAAUUUAGUUUUCGGGUAACGGGCAUUACUUCCGAGUCAGAUGUAUUAAAUUCAGCAAAACAUUAUUCUGAUAGAAGGCACUACAACAAUGAACCUAAUGAGGGCCUGAGCUUCAGCAUGUGCAAAACGCUGGUGCAGAUGAUGCAAGGUAAUAUCUGGAUGUCGCCAAACUCGUCGGGUUUGGCUCAAGGCAUGACACUUCUUCUCAAGUUUCAGCUAGGUCGACCCUCGGUUGGAAGAUCCACAUUUGCACUAAGAGAUGCUCCAAACCCUCAGUUUAGAGGCCUUAAGGUUGUGUUGGCGGACGACGAUAAUGUAAACAGGACCGUGACAAAGAAGCUGCUCGAGAAGCUUGGUUGUCAAGUAACCGCUGUUUCAUCAGGUUUCCAGUGCCUCAGUGCUGUAAGCGCCUCCGGCAACACGUACAAAAUUAUCCUCUUAGAUCUUCACAUGCCUGAAAUGGAUGGCUUCGAAGUAGCUAGAAGGAUCCGAAAGUUCCAUAGCCGUAGUUGGCCCAUGAUUAUAGCUCUUACCGCAAGCCCGGAAGAUGACGUGAGGGAGAAAUGCAUACAGGUGGGAAUGCAUGGAUUGAUUCGCAAACCAAUUCUUCUUCAAGAGAUGGCUGAUGAACUCAGGACAGUGUUGCAACGUGCAGGUGAAAAAUUGUGAAAAAACAGUUUCAAGUGCCUCAAAUUUCUUAAGUUCCCUUAAAAGUUAAUUACACAAUGAUUCCCACAAGGAACCUGGAAUUUUCUCUCUAACACACUAGGUUCAUUCUGCUAACCAUUUUCCUGUUUGAUCUCUUUUGCCAUAUAACAAGUUAGGCUUUUUUUCACAAGGUAUACAGAACCAGUUGUCACCAUGGAACAAAAAUAGAUGAAGCAUCAUCAGAUUCUGGAAAUGAGUAAUAAUUUCAUGUAUGUAUAUGUUUCUGGGGGAAAGAAUACUAUUAAUUAAGAUUUAUGAGCUAUUGAGGCAUAUCAUAUGGUUCAUGAUUGUGAA